AUGACUUGGACGGCGACGGCGACGGCGACGGCGACGACGACGACGACGGGCCCCGCGCGUGGGUUCGCGGCGUCCGCGGAGGCGCUGAUCGCCCCGCACGGGGGUGAACUGGUGAAUUUGGUGCUGGCGGACGAUGGGGCGAAGGCGAAGGCGAUCGCGUCGUGCACGCGCGCGCUGGAGCUGAGCGAUCGAAACGCGUGCGACGUCGAACUCUUAUCCGUCGGGGGGUUCUCUCCGUUGCGAGGAUUCAUGAACGAGGAUGAGUACGAGCACUGCGUUGAGAACAUGCGAUUGAAGGGGUCGAACUUGUUGUUCGGGUUGCCGAUCGUCUUGGACACCGCGUGCGAGGACACGAAGGUCGGCGACAGGGUCUUGUUGAAGUAUCAGGGCAAGGAUGUCGGCGUCUUGACGGUGGAGUCCAAGUGGAAGCCGAACAAGCCGAAGGAGGCGAAGAUGUGCUACGGUACGAGCUCGAUCGAGCAUCCGGGCGUGGCGAUGAUCUCCAUGGAGCGACGCAAGUACUACAUCGGAGGUAAGGUUGAGGGGUUGAACCUUCCGCAGCGGCCGUUUCCGUGCCCGACGCCGUCCGAGGUUCGGGCGACGCUCCCGAAGGGCAAGGACGUGGUGGCGUUCCAGUGCCGUAACCCGGUGCACCGUGCGCACUACGAGCUCUUCACCCGCGCUCUGCACGCGGAUAACGUCGGCAAGGACGCGGUGUGCCUCGUACACCCGACCAUGGGUCCGACGCAAGACGACGACAUCUCGGGCUUGGUUCGAUACAAGACGUACGUCGUCCUCGCGGAAGAGGUGAAGAACCCGCAAAUUCGUUGGGCCUACCUCCCGUACUCGAUGCACAUGGCGGGACCGCGCGAGGCGAUCCAGCACAUGAUCAUCCGUAAGAACUACGGCGUCACGCACUUCAUCAUCGGUCGCGAUAUGGCUGGCUCAAAGUCGUCCCUCGACGGCGAGGACUUCUACGGCGCGUACGACGCGCAAGACAUGGCCAACGCCCACGCGGCCGAGCUCGGCAUGCAGACCGUUCCGAGCCUGAACGUCGUUUACACCGAGGAAGAGGGCUACGUCACCGCGGACGUCGCCAAGGAAAAGGGUCUCGAGGUGAAGAAGCUCAGCGGCACCAAGUUCCGCCAAAUGCUUCGAGGCGGCGACGACAUCCCCGAGUGGUUCGCCUUCAAGUCUGUGGUGAAGGUUCUGCGCGAGAACAUCUAA
Molecule: messenger RNA, 1227 nt
Organism: Ostreococcus tauri
Lineage: Eukaryota; Viridiplantae; Chlorophyta; Mamiellophyceae; Mamiellales; Bathycoccaceae
Product: Sulphate adenylyltransferase
Exons: 1
Coding region: 1-1227 (408 amino acids)
Biological process (GO): sulfate assimilation
Molecular function (GO): sulfate adenylyltransferase (ATP) activity
Source: RefSeq, a predicted model, not a curated record